Messenger RNA from Solanum tuberosum (potato), 1396 nucleotides. RefSeq names its product F-box/kelch-repeat protein At3g23880-like. The transcript is spliced from 2 exons. The record is from RefSeq and is a predicted model, not a curated record. Bases 15 to 1235 code for a protein of 406 amino acids. Lineage: Eukaryota; Viridiplantae; Streptophyta; Magnoliopsida; Solanales; Solanaceae. Gene Ontology annotation, molecular function: protein binding.
UCCUAAAGCCAAUAAUGUCCACAAACAAUGAGAUGAAAAACACCAUUCCCAAUGAUCAAAUACAUAUUCCAAAUUUCCCACUAGAGAUCAUCAUAGAAAUACUUUCAAGAUUACCAGUCAAAUCACUCUUGAAAUUCAAGUCUGUUUCGAAAUCAUGGCUUUCAUUAAUUUCAUCAUCUCAUUUUUCGAAAUCUCAUUUAAACAUAUCAUCAAGAAACAACAAUUUAUCAUACAAAAAUCUCCUUUUACUCUCCAUGUAUCUACCUCAUUCUCUAUAUUCUUGCACCCUUUACUCUACAUUGCAUGAAAAAUCCAAUCUUUGUCUCAACAAACUCAAUUUCCCUUGGAAUCCAUCAAACAUUAUAGCUGGAGUUUCUUUAUGUAAUGGUUUGUUCUUGAUUUGUAUUGGUAUGUACAAUAAUAACUUGUAUUUGUGGAAUCCAUCUACUAGAAAAAACAAGAUUUUGCCUUUUUCUAGUUGUACUAAGUAUUCAAGAUGUGAUGUUACUUUUGGUUUUGGUUAUGAUGAGUUUAAUGAUGAUUAUAAAGUUGUUGAGAUUUAUGGGGUUUAUGAUAUUCACUAUGUAUAUGAUGCAAAUAUCAAGAUUUAUAGUUUAAGGUCAAAUUCUUGGAAAAUUAUGAAAAAGUAUAGUGAUGCACUUUUUUCCUCUGAUUCUGGUGUUUUCUUGAAUGGAUGUGUUCAUUGGGCUGUGGCACAUAAUGAUGGAUCUUGUAUUUAUUGGGAUAUAGUUUCACUUAACUUGGAAAAUGAGAAAUUUGGGAAUUUUGCAUUGCCUAGUUUUGAUGGUUUUGAUGGUUUUGAUAAUUCAAGGUCAUUAGGAGAUUCAAGUGAUUGUGAACUAGGGACUAUGAAUUGGUCAUUAGGGAAGUUAGGGGAUUUUCUUUGUUUGUUUUGUGACUAUUAUAAAGUUAAGUUGGAUGUAUGGAUAAUGAAGGAGUAUAACGCGAAAGGGUGUUGGAUUAAAUCGGUUUCCCUUCCUUAUGUAAGGGGAGUAGGGCCUUGUAUAUCACCGUUGUGGAUAUCAGACAUCGGUGGUGAAGUGUUGUUGCAUGAUGGAACGCAUGUUAUGGUGUAUGACUCGAGGAAUGAUGAGUACAAACGCGUGGAGAUUCGUGAAAUGGAUGGUGAUGGUGUUGGAGCAGCAACUGUCUAUGCUGAGAGCCUUGUUUCGCCUUAUCUUGACAGUAUUGAAAAUACGCCUGAAAUGCAGUAAUGGCCAGUUUUCACGCACCUCGACUAAUUCCACAGGAUACCUGUCACCUCCUAUCAGCAACAAGUACCAUGUAACUCUGUCCACCAAGACUAGGACAAAUGAGAAGAGUCGCCUAGUGUUUUUUAUCUCUGUCAGUUUAAAAAACUUUGUAGCUUUUGUGU